Molecule: messenger RNA, 2739 nt
Organism: Closterium sp. Naga37s-1
Lineage: Eukaryota; Viridiplantae; Streptophyta; Zygnematophyceae; Desmidiales; Closteriaceae
Source: the annotation of a GenBank genome assembly
AUGUCAGGGUGGGACGAGGGACAGGUGUUCUACAGCAACCAGUCGUUCCCCGAGUCGGAAGGGCCGGCCGGCGACGACGCGCUGGGCGACGCGGGAAUCACGCGAUACGCCGCGCAGAAGAAGCUUCGCGAGUUCGUGCGAAACUUCCACGAUCCGCAGUAUCAUGACCGCUUUAUCUACAGGUGCGCCGCGUGCGGUAACCCGCUGCCGUUACCAGCACAGCACAGCAGGCCACCUCGCACCGUGCGGUCCCCGCCCCCGUUCAACGUGGGCCCCUCCCUUCCCUGCGACCAGCUGGGCUUUAAAAUCCCUCACAAACCGACGGAUCCGCGCCGUGAGGUUCCCGUCGUCCCCUGCGCGCCGUGCGCCUUCCCUACAUGCGGUCCGCGCCCUUCCUUACUCGCAACUUCCCUCCUCUUAUCCCGCCUGUUCCUGCCUCUCAUGACCGGGGCUCACAUGGCCGCCGGGGCUGCACAGCAUCAUACGCCGCCGUGUCCCGUUCCCCUCCUCCCACGGCAACCCCCCUUGCCCCCAUUCCGCAGGGAGCGGGUGCAGGAGGGGGUGGCGUGGUGGAGGUUGAUCCGGAGCACGUGGCGGGAGCGGUUGCAGGAGGGGGGCGGCGUGGUGGAGGUGGACUUGGAGGACCUGGCGAGCAAGGAGGAGGGGCUGUGCCGCCUCAUGCGCACGCGCCCCGCUGACAUGCUGCCGCUGGUGGGUGGGAUGGGUCCCCAUGGAUCCUCAUGGAAUUUGAUUGCCCUGCUCUACUUUCCCUUGCCCGUGUGUCUUUCUCAACGUAGAGCAUUAGUUUCUCAUGAGCGCUCUGAGUGUCUUUCGUUAUGUAUUCGUCUUUCUCUCUGCCUGCCUGCUCCGCCUCCUCGCUUCUCCCGCUUCUGUGCUCCCUUCUCUCCCCCCACUCCUCCCUCCCUCUUUCUCACCCGCUUUGUGCUGACGUGGCAGUUGGAGGUGGCAGCAGCUGAGGUGGCAGCGAGCGUGCGGCAGAAGGUGAUGGGGGAGAGUGGGGAGCUGGAGGAUGCACGAGUGCCGCCCGUGCAGGUGCUGCUCAAGAGCUCCGAGGACGCCAUGCCCAUCAGGGCUUUAACGGUGCGUGCCAUGCCCAUCAGGGCUUUAACGGUGCGUGCCAUGCCCAUCAGGGCUUUAACGGUGUGUGCCAUGCCCAUCCGGGCUUUAACGGUGUGUGCCAUGCCCAUCAGGGCUUUAACGGUGUGUGCCAUGCCCAUCCGGGCUUUAACGGUGUGUGCCAUGCCCAUCCGGGCUUUAACGGUGCGUGCCAUGCCCAUCAGGGCUUUAACGGUGGCUUUAACGGUGUGUGCCAUGCCCAUCCGGGCUUUAACGGUGUGUGCCAUGCCCAUCCCGGCUUUAACGGUGUGUGCCAUGCCCAUCCGGGCUUUAACGGUGCGUGCCAUGCCCAUCAGGGCUUUAACGGUAUGUGCCAUGCCCAUCAGGGCUUUAACGGUGUGUGCCAUGCCCAUCCGGGCUUUAACGGUGUUUGCCAUGCCCAUCCGGGCUUUAACGGUGUGUGCCAUGCCCAUCCGGGCUUUAACGGUGUGUGCCAUGCCCAUCCGGGCUUUAACGGUGGCUUUAACGGUGUGUGCCAUGCCCAUCAGGGCUUUAACGGUGUGUGCCAUGCCCAUCCGGGCUUUAACGGUGGCUUUAACGGUGUGUGCCAUGCCCAUCCGGGCUUUAACGGUGUGUGCCAUGCCCAUCCGGGCUUUAACGGUGCGUGCCAUGCCCAUCAGGGCUUCAACGGUGUGUGCCAUGCCCAUCCGGGCUUUAACGGUGUGUGCCAUGCCCAUCCGGGCUUUAACGGUGCAUGCCAUGCCCAUCAGGGAUUUAACGGUGGCUUUAACGGUGUGUGCCAUGCCCAUCCGGGCUUUAACGGUGUGUGCCAUGCCCAUCCGGGCUUUAACGGUGUGUGCCAUGCCCAUCCGGGCUUUAACGGCGUGUGCCAUGCCCAUCCGGGCUUUAACGGUGUGUGCCAUGCCCAUCCGGGCUUUAACGGUGCGUGCCAUGCCCAUCAGGGCUUUAACGGUAUGUGCCAUGCCCAUCCGGGCUUUAACGGUGUGUGCCAUGCCCAUCCGGGCUUUAACGGUGUGUGCCAUGCCCAUCCGGGCUUUAACGGUGUGUGCCAUGCCCAUCAGGGCUUUAACGGUGUGUGCCAUGCCCAUCAAGGCUUUAACGGUGUGUGCCAUGCCCAUCUGGGCUUUAACGAUGUGUGCCAUGCCCAUCAGGGCUUUAACGGUGUGUGCCAUGCCCAUCCGGGCUUUAACGGUGUGUGCCAUGCCCAUCCGGGCUUUAACGGUGUGUGCCAUGCCCAUCCGGGCUUUAACGGUGUGUGCCAUGCCCAUCCGGGCUUUAACGGUGUGUGCCAUGCCCAUCAGGGCUUUAACGGUGUGUGCCAUGCCCAUCAAGGCUUUAACGGUGUGUGCCAUGCCCAUCCGGGCUUUAACGAUGGCUUUAACGGUGUGUGCCAUGCCCAUCCGAGCUUUAACGGUGUGUGCCAUGCCCAUCCGGGCUUUAACGGUGCGUGCCAUGCCCAUCAGGGCUUCAACGGUGUGUGCCAUGCCCAUCCGGGCUUUAACGGUGUGUGCCAUGCCCAUCCGGGCUUUAACGGUGCAUGCCAUGCCCAUCAGGGAUUUAAAGGGCUUUAACGGCGUGUGCCAUGCCCAUCAGGGCUUUAACGGUGUGUGCCAUGCCCAUCAGGGCUUUAACGGGCUUUAA